AUGCAUCGUUCUUUCAGUUCCCUACAACUUCUCCGGCAUAUCUCCGGCCACGGGGGGCCGCGCUGCGCUGCGAUCCCGAUCCAGUUUUCCUGGAAACAGUGCAGAAUGGCCAGCUCGGAAUCCUAUCGAAUUGAAUCUGACACAUUUGGUGAGCUGAAAGUCCCAAAUGACAAAUAUUAUGGAGCCCAAACUGUUCGAUCAACAAUGAAUUUCAAAAUUGGAGGUGUGACUGAACGCAUGCCGAUACCUGUCAUAAGAGCGUUUGGAAUCUUGAAAAAGGCCGCAGCUGAAGUAAAUAAGGAUUAUGGUCUUGAUCCUAAAAUCGCUGAUUACAUUGCCAAAGCUUCUGAUGAGGUUUCUAGUGGUAAAUUAGAUGAUCAUUUUCCAUUAGCUGUGUGGCAGACUGGCUCUGGAACACAGACCAAUAUGAAUGUAAAUGAAGUUAUCAGUAAUCGUGCUAUUGAGAUGAUGGGUGGAAAGCUGGGAAGCAAAGAUCCAGUACACCCCAACGAUCAUGUUAACAAAAGCCAGAGUUCAAAUGACACCUUUCCUACAGCAAUGCAUAUUGCUGCUGCAAAAGAAGUCCAUGAUAUCCUUUUACCUGGAUUGAAAAAGCUCCAGAAUGCUUUGGAUGCAAAAUCAAAGGAAUUUGCGAAAAUUAUUAAAAUUGGCCGUACACAUACACAAGAUGCAGUGCCACUUACUCUGGGACAGGAGUUUAGUGCCUACGUACAGCAGAUUAAGUAUGGCAUUACUAGAAUUGAAAGUGCAUUACCAAGGGUUUACGAAUUAGCUGCUGGAGGCACAGCAGUUGGAACUGGGUUAAACACUAGAAUUGGAUUUGCAGAGAAAGUUGCUGCCAAAGUCUCGGAGCUUACAGGAUUACCAUUUAUCACUGCUCCUAACAAGUUUGAAGCUCUUGCUGCACAUGACGCAUUAGUUGAAUUGAGUGGAGCCCUAAACACUGUUGCCUGUAGCCUAAUGAAAAUAGCCAACGAUAUUCGUUUUCUUGGGUCUGGACCAAGAUCAGGUCUGGGAGAGUUAAUCUUGCCAGAAAAUGAACCUGGAAGCAGCAUUAUGCCAGGCAAAGUGAAUCCCACUCAGUGUGAAGCUGUUACAAUGGUAGCAGCCCAGGUGAUGGGCAAUCAUGUUUCUAUAUCAAUAGGGGCCAGUAAUGGACAUUUUGAACUGAAUGUAUUCAAGCCUCUGAUUAUAAAAAAAUAUUCUAAAUUCAAUCAGGCUUAUAGGGGAUGCAUCUGUCUCAUUCACUGAUAAUUGUGUUGUUGGGAUUCAAGCAAAUACUGAGAGAAUCAACAAACUGAUGAGUGAAUCUUUGAUGCUUGUCACUGCUCUCAAUCCCCAUAUAGGAUAUGAUAAAGCUGCUAAAAUUGCAAAAACCGCACACAAGAAUGGUGGCACAUUAAAGGAAACUGCAAUACAGCUUGGAAUCCUGACUGCAGAGCAGUUUGAUCAGUGGGUCAAGCCUGAAGACAUGCUUGGUCCAAAAUAA
Molecule: messenger RNA, 1510 nt
Organism: Staurois parvus
Lineage: Eukaryota; Metazoa; Chordata; Amphibia; Anura; Ranidae
Source: the annotation of a GenBank genome assembly